CAUGGGGCAGCCGUGGGCGGUGGGGAGCGCAGAGGGGGCGCCAGCGCGGCUCCCUCUUGUGAUCACGGCGCUGUGGGCCGCGGCCGUGGGCCUAGAGCUGGCCUACGUGCUGGUGCUGGGCCCCGGCCCGCCCCCGCUGGGACCGCUGGCUAGGGCUUUGCAGCUCGCGCUGGCCGCCUUCCAGCUGCUCAACCUGCUGGGCAACGUGGGGCUCUUCCUACGCUCCGAUCCCAGCAUCCGGGGCGUGAUGCUGGCCGGCCGCGGGCUGGGCCAGGGCUGGGCCUACUGCUACCAGUGCCAGAGCCAGGUGCCGCCACGCAGCGGGCACUGCUCUGCCUGCCGUGUCUGCGUCCUGCGCCGGGACCACCACUGCCGCCUGCUGGGCCGCUGCGUGGGCUUCCGCAACUACCGGCCCUUCCUGUGCCUGCUGCUUCACGCCGCCGGCGUCCUGCUCCACGUCUCGGUGCUGCUGGGCCCUGCACUUUCAGCCCUGCUGCGAGCCCACGCCCCCCUCCACGCAGCCACACUCCUCCUCCUGCCCUGGCUUAUGCUGCUCACAGGUAGGGUGUCUCUGGCGCAGUUCGCCCUGGCCUUCGUGACGGACACGUGUGUGGCGGGGGCACUGUUGUGCGGGGCUGGGCUGCUCUUCCACGGGCUGCUGCUGCUGCGUGGCCAGACCACCUGGGAGUGGGCUCGAGGCCAGCACUCCUAUGACCUGGGCCCCUACCACAACCUGCAGGAAGCCCUGGGGCCCCGCUGGGUCCUCGUGUGGCUCUGGCCCUUCCUCGCCUCCCCCUUGCCUGGGGACGGCAUCUCUUUCCAGACCCCAGCUGACAGGGGCCUCAUGGCUUCCUGA
This is a messenger RNA of Loxodonta africana (African savanna elephant), 856 nucleotides long. RefSeq names its product zinc finger DHHC-type containing 24 (gene ZDHHC24). Lineage: Eukaryota; Metazoa; Chordata; Mammalia; Proboscidea; Elephantidae. Gene Ontology annotation, molecular function: palmitoyltransferase activity. The transcript has 3 exons. The record is from RefSeq and is a predicted model, not a curated record. Bases 2 to 856 code for a protein of 284 amino acids.